Nicotiana tabacum (common tobacco) is the source of this 1866-nucleotide messenger RNA. Lineage: Eukaryota; Viridiplantae; Streptophyta; Magnoliopsida; Solanales; Solanaceae. The record is from RefSeq and is a predicted model, not a curated record.
AUGCCCGGACUGAGUGCUGAUCUGGUAGUACACAAGCUGCCAAUCAACCCUGAAUGCUCUCCCGUUCAACAAAAGCAGAGAAAAUUCAAAACCGAUGCGUUAACAGAUCACUUGGCUGAAAACCCGAUUGACGAGGAAUACCAACCGCUGAAUACCUAUUUCCCGGAUGAAGAGGUAAACACAAUAGAGGUCGUCUUGGAAGACGCCCAUGUUUGGAAGAUGUUCUUUGAUGGGGCUGUAAACGCUAAAGGUGUAGGAAUUGGAGCAAUCUUGAUCUCCCCUACUGGCCAACACUACCCGGCUACAGCUAGAGUCCGUUUCUUCUGCACGAACAACACAGCUGAAUAUGAAGCUUGCAUUUUGGGCAUGAACAUGGCAAUCGAUCAAGGUCUUGAAGAUUUGUUGAUCAUGGGAGAUGCUGAUCUGAUUAUCCGUCAAGUCCAGGGUGAAUGGGAAACUCGAGAUGUCAAGCUCAUCCCUUAUCGGCAGCACGUGGAGGAUCUCGACAAGCGAUUCAAGUCAAUAGAGUUCAGGUACAUCCCGUGGUGUCACAAUGAGCUGGCUGACGCACUUGCCACCCUAGCUUCAAUGUUGCCCUAUCCAGGCAAUGCCCACAUCAAUCCCUUGGAAAUCCAAGUCAGGGAGAGACAUGGUUACUGCAAUGUAAUCGAGGCCGGACCAAAUGUCCAACCGUGGUACCAUAAUAUCAAGAGAUUUCUGAAGACACAGGAAUACCCUGAAAAUGCUACCGGAGAUCAAAAGAGGACCAUUAGGCGGCACGCAAAUGGUUUCUUUUUGAGCGGUGAGGUCCUAUAUAAAAGAACACCAGAUCUUAACCUCUUAAGAUGUGUUGAUGCCGAAGAAUCAGGGAGAAUCAUGCAUGAAGUGCAUGGAGAUCUAAUUCAUGCACCUCCAACUGAGUUACACCCCAUGUCAGCACCGUGGCCUUUCGUCGCUUGGGCUAUCACUCUUAAAUCGGUCACCAAGAAAGCUGUGGUGGAUUUCGUACACUCAAAUCUCAUUUGUCGUUUUGGUAUUCCUGCAACUAUCAUUACAGACAAUGCUACAAACCUGAAUAGUCGGUUGAUGGAAGAAAUAUGCGAACAAUUUAAAACAACGCAUAUGAACUCCACUCCCUAUCGGCCCAAAGCCAAUGGCACCGUUGAAGCAGCGAACAAGAACGUCAAAAAGAUUUUGAGGAAGACAAUCCAGAGCUCUAGACAGUGGCAUGAACAAUUACCCUUUGCUCUAUUGGGAUAUCGAACUACGGUACGCACAUCGGUAGGAGCAACCGCAUACUUGCUAGUUUAUGGAACAGAGGUUGUGAUACCAGCAGAGGUGGAAAUCCCCUCGCUUCGAACGAUUGUUGAAGCAGAGAUUAAAGAUAGCGAGUGGGUUAAAACUCGACUGGAACAAUUGACAUUGAUUGAUGAAAAGAGAAUUGCUGCAGUCUGUCACGGGCAGUUGUACCAACGAAGGAUGGCCCGUGCUUAUAACAAGAAAAUACUGCCGAAAGGAGCAUUAUAUCUGGGAGAUAUGGAAGGAAUUGAUCCUGAAACAACUGUGAAUGCAGAUGCUGUCAAAAGCAAACUCAAUCUGCUCAGUGGCGUAGCUGCUUGCUGUAUUGGUUUUCUUCCUGGGAUUCAUUGUUGGUAUAGCCUAGCCUGGGUUUAUACUGCUUGGCCUUCUGAUCCUGCUAUUGCUACUUGGUUUAUUGCUCGGUUUCAUCAUCUAUUCCUGGAUUUUUCUUUCAUUACUUGGCUGUCUGGCUUCCUAUUCUGCUGUGGAAUAUUUGCUGAGUUAUUUGCUAUUGUUGCCUGCUGUUUGACUGAUUGCCUAAUUGCUGCAUGUUAUCCUGAUAAUUGA